This is a messenger RNA of Melanotaenia boesemani (Boeseman's rainbowfish), 2082 nucleotides long. RefSeq names its product ring finger protein 121 (gene rnf121). The coding region runs from base 83 to 1081 and encodes 332 amino acids. Gene Ontology annotation, cellular component: Golgi membrane; endoplasmic reticulum membrane. The record is from RefSeq and is a predicted model, not a curated record. NCBI's taxonomy places the organism in Eukaryota, Metazoa, Chordata, Actinopteri, Atheriniformes, Melanotaeniidae. Gene Ontology annotation, molecular function: metal ion binding; ubiquitin protein ligase activity. The transcript is spliced from 9 exons.
AGCUGAUACGAGACCGGAAGUGAGCCCUCUUUAGACGAUUGCUAAUGCUAAUGGCCCGGAACGGUAAAGUAGCACUCCGAAGAUGGCCGGGGUGUUUGAGGUGGAGGUUGACGGUGUAGAGCACGACCAUGGAUUGGAGCAUCACAAUGACCCUAACCAGUUUGAUCCAUCCAAGCUUUCACCAGAAGAAAAAUGGAGGGUGGAGCAUGCAAAAAUGCAUGCCAAGCACAAAGGCCAUGAGGCCAUGCAUGCAGAGAUGGUGCUGAUCCUCAUUGUCACCCUGGUCGUUACCCAGCUAGUUCUUGUACAGUGGAAGCAGAGACAUCCAAAGUCUUACAAUCUGGUGACUCUGUUCCAGAUGUGGGUAGUUCCUCUCUACUUUACUACCAAACUCCAUUGGUGGAGAUUCCUGUCCACAUGGUUUAUCUUCACUGUCAUCACAGCAUACAUCUCCUACCGUGCCACUCGCAAGCCGCUGGCCUGCACCACACCGAGGUUGGUGUACAAGUGGUUUCUUCUUCUGUACAAGAUCAGUUAUGCCACAGGAAUAGUUGGCUACAGCGUCGUCAUGUUUACACUUUUUGGUAUUCAUGUAAUAUUCAGGAUAAAGCCGGAGGAUGCAAUGGACUUUGGUGUUUCAUUGCUGUUCUACGGGCUGUACUAUGGUGUCCUGGGAAGGGAUUUUGCAGAAUUAUGUGCAGACUUCAUGGCUUCGACUGUUGGUUUUUACAGUGCAUCAGGCAUGCCAACCAAGCACCUCUCUGACAGUAUCUGUGCUGUGUGUGGUCAGCCCAUUCUUGUAGAUGUCAGUGAGGAAGGGAUUAUUGAGAACACGUACAGACUAUCCUGCAACCAUGUGUUCCACGAGUUCUGCAUAAGAGGAUGGUGUAUCGUUGGAAAGAAGCAAAUGUGCCCAUACUGCAAGGAGAAGGUGGAUCUGAAGAGAAUGUUCAGUAACCCCUGGGAAAGGCCACAUGUUAUGUAUGGACAACUUUUAGACUGGCUUCGAUACUUGGUGGCCUGGCAGCCGGUUAUUAUUGGGUUUGUGCAAGGUAUUAACUACGUCCUCGGUCUGGAGUGACCUGUGACUGGCUCAGAUGGACAAAGAUACCAUGUGGAGAAGAUGUGCAUUGGCUCAAAAGACUGUGGGCCUAACACUGAACUAAAACAGCAGUAAAAGUGUCUAUACUUUCUGUAAAUAUUUAUAGGCACAUAUCUGUAUUUACGUUUUUUUUUUGGAUUUUAUUAGUAAUCUGAUUCUGGGUGUCAGUUUUUCAGGGUUUUCUUUACACAGCUUUUGACUCUAGUGAUUGGGCCGUUCAUUUUAUGGACUAGUAAAGCAGUUCUCAACAUCAUUAAAGAGGUGCGUUUUACUAAUUUAUAUCUUAAGUGUCAGAAAUUAAAGGAGCAGGCUGGAAUUUGUCAUCCUUAUAUCUGAAGGAUAUCACACAUGAGUAAUAAAUAUUGAAUUGAAACUAGCCUAAGGCAUUGCUUCCACCCUAAACAUCACUUAUUAACAACGGUUACGUAUUUUGAACUAGUGACAUUUUGUAAUGACUGACAGUCAUGCCUUAUGAUUGGAGGCGUUGUCAUCUCUGGGAAAAACCACAUGUCAUACUUGCAGAAUACAUCACAGUAUUUGUUUUGAGUGUCACUUCUUUUCAGAUUGUACCCAUGGAAACUGAUCCUUCAACAGGCAAAACUAACAUGUUUCCAACUUUACCCCUUAUACAAUAUUGGUUAUUGGAGUCUCCUUCAUUGGGCUGGAAUAGCAGCACAAGUCUUAUUAACAAUGACCAAAUAAAAAAGGAAUUAAAAAAAAUCUGUGUAAUUUUGGUAUUCCUGUGAUCUUAGUUAAAUGAGCUGAAGAGGAUGGAAAAAAAAUCCAGAAUGAUCCUUUAACUCCACAAAUGUGCUGGCAGUGAUACAGACCAACGGGUACAAGAGUGUGGUGGUCAGUGGUCUUUUGUCACUUCCUGAGACUUCUUCACCAGCUCCAUAAUGAGGCCAUGUAUGUUUAAAAUGUAUUUUUUCUAAUUUUUUUCAAAAUCAGUUAAUAAAUACCACUUGGUUUAGAUUGCA